Conger conger (European conger) is the source of this 3580-nucleotide messenger RNA. Its product is annotated as myocardial zonula adherens protein-like. The record is from RefSeq and is a predicted model, not a curated record. Gene Ontology annotation, biological process: intracellular signal transduction. Gene Ontology annotation, cellular component: intracellular anatomical structure. Bases 142 to 1863 code for a protein of 573 amino acids. Lineage: Eukaryota; Metazoa; Chordata; Actinopteri; Anguilliformes; Congridae. The transcript is spliced from 14 exons.
CUCUCUCUCUCACUCCCUCCCUCGCUCUCCCUCGCUCUCCACCUCGCGGUGUGCAGGUGGUGUCAGUGUGUGUUUGUGCAGAGGGGAGGGUAAGCGACCGGCGGGUCGGAGUGCAGGGCUCUAUUCCGUUUCAGAGGCGCCAUGUUACGGUACGGCUCCACGGGGAGUGUCACCGACACCCAGGAACAGUCCAGCAAGAGAUAUAUCCGCCGUUUAAGACUCACCCUGACGGACACGUCUUCUGGACAGGAUGCGGCCAGGAAGGUGGUCAAUGGCACCCAGAGGAGGAAAAACGGUUAUGCCCAACAGGAGAGGUCUGCUGGCACAGAGCCGUCUGUGCAGAACACUGGGGUGGUCACGAACGGGGUGAGAGGGAAGCCCCGGGUGUUCGCCGUGGUGCAGCGGGUGGGCGUGGACAGCCAGGAGGAAGUGACGGCGUGCGAGUGGCCCGUCGAUCACCUGAGGGACGAGAUGAAGUACAUCAGAGAGGUGCGAGAGUCACUGGAGAAGGUGCAAGAGAAGAUGAGCAGUCAGCUCGACGGCAUGCAGCAGUCGGCACAGAGGCUAUCACAAGACAUGAAGGUAGCCUAUGAUCAGAGGCAGAGCCUGGAGUCGGAAGUGCGGGUCCGGACUACGGCGAUGGACAGCUAUGACCAGAUGAACAGCUCCCUCAUUACUUCUAACAUAGAACUGCAGAAAUCCCUGCUGGAGAGCUGCUCGAGUCGCGUUCAGAACCAGGAAGACCUGAGGAGUCUCCGUAGCUCCCGUGAGCAGGCUGAAGCGAAAGUGAUGGAGCUGGAGCACCAGCUGGCCACUGCCCACGUCGAGAACAGCAACCUCAAACUGCAGGUAGAGUCCUGCCAGGAGACCACCGACAGGAGGAUGAAGCUGCUGACUCAGAGACUGCACAACCAGUACGAGGAGCAGCUGGAGGAGACGAAGAGGAGGCACCUGGAGGAGAUCGAGGCUCUGCAGGUGCAGAUCUCAGAGUACGUGAGGCGGAUUGAGGAGGCAGAGGAGAAUGUCAGGAUCGCAGAGGCGAAGAUUGCUGAGCGGGAUGAGAGGAUUAGUGAAGUGGAACGUCUCCUGGACUGCAUGGGCAAGGAGAAGACACAGCUGCAACUGCAACUGCAGGACUGUGAACGCCAACUGAACAGCCUGAAGCAGGCCGAUCAAGUGGAUGCAGCUUCAGUCAAAAUGUCAAAGCAGCUGGAAGGGGAGGCUACAGAUCUGCAGGAGCGAAUCAAACAUCUUAAUGACAUGGUGUUCUCUCAGCAGAAGAAGGUGAAGGGAAUGAUUAAGGAGAUUGAUGCACUACGGGCAAAAGUGGCUCAGAAGGACACAGACAUAGCAGAUUUGCUGGAUAGAAUUGCCAUUGUUGAGUGUGAGAAUAACGAACUGGAAGACAAGCUGAAGUACUUCAUGUCUCAGCAGAAGGAUCCAGAGGCCGUAUCCACCAGAGACAUCGGGGUGGACUGUGAGCCGCCUCUCAGCUCUGAAGUUGAGCCAGAGGCCGCAGCCCCGGUCUUGUCCAGGCCCGCGGGGCCUAGUCCCGUUCCCCCGAGGAGAGUGGAGUCCAGUGCGCUGAAGUACUCCCAGAGCUCCCAGUACGGCUCACGGCUGCAGUCCAGCACCCUCCAGCACAGCAGGGUGGUGACCAGCCGGACGCAGUUCAGCCCCGGCCCCCACACCCUGCCGCGACCAUACCUGCCUCAGCCCUACUCAGCACAGACCUCCCUGGGCCUCUCCCGUCCACAACCCUCUCCUGUCUACUCAUACCCACGGGCAAGAACCCAACCGGGUAGUGUUUACACUCCCUACAUGAGGCUCAUGGAGAUGUCAUCAAACGUUAAAAUUGUGUGAGGCGAAGGUCUCGCUGCGUUUGGGAGUGGGCUACAGGUCUUGCUAAUGUGCACAGUAUUGCAGUAGAUUCUUGACAUUGUACGGAAGUUCCAGUGUUACCUACAUCUGUUUGCCUCGGUGGUGCCGGACAUAUCAACUCUUAUAGCUCGGUGUGAAGAAAGGAUGCCAUUAGAUUUGUGUAGUGGGCUUCACACAACAUGUACUCAGUGAGCACUUUAUUAGGUACACCAGCAAGCUAAUACAAACAUUUAAUCAGCCAAUCGUAUGGCAGCAACUAAGCAUGCAGACGUGGUCAAGAGGUUCAGCUGUUUUUCAGACCAAAUGUCAGAAUGGGGAAGAAAUGUGAUCUAAGUGACUUUGACCAUGGCAUUGGUGCCAGACAGGGCGGUUUGAGUAUCUCAGUUUUGCGGGCAAAAACGUGUCGUUAAUGAAAGAGGUCAGAGGAGAAGGGCCAGACUGGUAGAAGCUAACAGGAAGGUGACAGUAACUCAAAUAACCACACAUUACAACAAUGGUAUGCAGAAAAGCAUCUCUAAACACACAACGUCUAAUUGGAUAGGCUACAUCAGCAGAAGACCAAUGAGUCUAAAAUACCUAAUAAAGUGCCCACUUAGAGUAUAAACAUAGUAAAAACAGUAUGAUUAUGUGCACAUGUAAAUAAUUAUUGAUGUACUAUACUGUAUGUAAAUGAUGCUAUUUUGAUGCAUUUUAUGUUGACUUUGUUUACAGGAAGUAGUGAUAACUUUUCAUACUGUUUUAGACUUUUAAAACCAUAACAUUUUUUAAAGCUUAAAUUUGUAAUUUAACGGUAUUAUAUUUUUUCCCUGAAGGGUAUUUUUUGUUAACAUUUUGUGUGGAUAAAUGUACUUACACAACAUUUUUUCAAAUUAUUUACAUUAUUUUUAUGCCUGUUAUUUAUAUGGUUUCCUAAUUUACUGAUACCCUGAGCAAAACAAUGGAGUGGUAUAUGCUACACUUGCUGCUUGAAGUGAGCAGUACACUGCAUUAAAAAUGGGUAAUAGUGAUAUAAAAUGACUACCACCUGACAUUCAAUGGCACCGAGACAUAUCAUGUGAUGACACUGCCAGACUUGUGUGAAAAUAUUUGUAUGAACUCAAAAUAUUUUGAAAGUGACCAUGAGUUUGGUUCCAUCAAGUGCCUAGUAUACUAAAUGCAGAGAUAUGUGCUUUGUGAUGUAAAAGCCAAUAUAAUUUAUGGUGGCAAAAUAAAUAUACUGUGAUCAACCAUUAAAGCUAUUAAAGUUACAUUUUUCAUUGUGCUGAAAUAAUAUGAUGAGCUGAAAUGUACCAUUAGUUAUGAUCAGUGGUCAAUAGAUAAUGAUGAAGUAAUCAUUUCAGAAUGCAAACAUGUUGCAGAUACUGCCUAUGACAAUUCAUGCACAGUAAAAGUUCAGACAUCCCAUAAUUCCAGGUCCAUAACAACGCCCCCUACAUGACGUUUGGCUCAAUGUUAUUCUCAUACUAUUCUCAUAAUAUCUCAGCUUUUAGAUAUUAAGCCUUUCAUGCAAAUUCCAAGGAGUAUAUAUUGAUAUAUUGAUUAAUGUAAAAUAUAGCCCCAGGUGAAGGACUCAUGGAAAUGAGGUAGAAUGUGGCAGAAGGAAGCAUUUAAUUGUCAUUGUCAUGAAUGGUUAAAUUGCUACUGAUACAGUGUCAAAUGUAAACUGUACUCAAAAAUAAUGAAUCAUGAAAACACAUUU